Cynara cardunculus var. scolymus (artichoke) is the source of this 1122-nucleotide messenger RNA. RefSeq lists its product as uncharacterized. Lineage: Eukaryota; Viridiplantae; Streptophyta; Magnoliopsida; Asterales; Asteraceae. The coding region runs from base 1 to 1122 and encodes 373 amino acids. The transcript has a single exon. Gene Ontology annotation, molecular function: zinc ion binding; nucleic acid binding. The record is from RefSeq and is a predicted model, not a curated record.
AUGGAAAAGCUAAACUUGGUGGGACACGUAGCCCUAACGGAGAAAGAUAAGAUGAAAGCCUACCUUAAAGGGCUACCUGCAGACAUGAUGGUAAUGGUUAGGAACUUAAGAGCUUCCACCCUCAGGGAAGCAAUCGAAGAAGCCAAGGUCUUGGAAUCAGCUUAUGUUAAGGGGAAGGAAGAAAGGGUGCCGGGUGGUGAGAAGAGGAAGUGGGAAGGGCCCUACACACCAUCCAAAAAGCCAAACCACUUUGGCAACAACAAUCGCGGAGCCCAUCCCAAACAAGAGACAAGAUGGUGUCCCAAGUGUCGCAGCAAACAUCACGGCCCGUGUAGCACCAACUCUACCCCCACCAAAUGCUUUAAGUGUGGGAAGGCAGGCCACACGCGAAACGAGUGUCCAAUCAAGGGACCCAUAUGUUUUGGAUGCGGGGAACCGGGCCAUUUCAAGAAUGAUUGCCAAAAGUUGAAAACAGGUGGGAGUCAAGGAAGAAAAGAGGGCGCCCCGAAAGCAACCAGCCGAGCCUUUCAGAUGACGAAAGAAGAAGCUAAGACGUUGACGGAUGUAGUGUCGGGUACGUUCCUUGUUAACUCUGUACCUGCUCACGUACUUUAUGAUCCGGGUGCUUCAUGUUCCUUUGUGUCCACUGCAUUCUAUCAACACUUGCAUACGCCACCUAGUACACUAGAAGAUGCGUUAAUGAUAGAGAUAGCUAAUGGUAGUCAAGUUUUGGUGCGCGAAAUUGUUAGAUGUUGUGUUUUGGGGAUUGAAGAAAAGGAAUUUCGGGUGGACCUCAUACCCAUGGCUAUAAGCGGUCUCGAUAUCAUAAUCGGGAUGGAUUGGCUAGUUAAGAACCAAGCAGAAAUCUUAUGCUCUAAAAAGCUGAUCCGAAUUCCUUUGUCAAGCAGGGACGCAGUGCUAGUUUAUGGAGAAUGGAGGAAAGGGAAUGCAGUACUCUUAUCUAUGGCGAAGGCACGUAAGUGCCAAGCUAAGGGAUGCGCCUCAUUCAUUGCGUAUGUGUUGGACACCAAGCUAGAGUUAAGAAAAAUUGAAGACGUGAAGGUGGUUAGAGAAUUUCCCAGAUGUAUUUCCGGAAGACUUGUCCGGUUUACCACCCGUUAG